Molecule: messenger RNA, 2262 nt
Organism: Panicum hallii
Lineage: Eukaryota; Viridiplantae; Streptophyta; Magnoliopsida; Poales; Poaceae
Product: L-type lectin-domain containing receptor kinase IV.1-like
Exons: 1
Coding region: 71-2080 (669 amino acids)
Biological process (GO): protein phosphorylation
Cellular component (GO): plasma membrane
Molecular function (GO): ATP binding; protein kinase activity; carbohydrate binding
Source: RefSeq, a predicted model, not a curated record
UGAAAAUAGAUACCACUGGUUGUCCACAAAACACUUACUGCUUGCUAUCCUUGUUGAGUUGCAGCUUGCAAUGGCAAUGAAGCAUUCAUCCUUGCUUCAGUACCUGCUGCUCCUCCUCCUCACAACCUUGGCGUCCUGCGAUGAUCAAUUUCUAUUCUCUGGCUUCACCCAAUCCAGCUUAAACCUUGAUGGCUGUGCCAUCGUCACAAAUGGUGGCCUCCUUGAUCUGUCCAAUGGCACUGCAAUGCUCAAUGGCCACGCAUUCUACCCCACCCCUUUGCACUUCCGCAAGUCACCCGGUGGUAAUGUUCAAUCCUUUUCGGUUUAUGUUGUUCUCAGUAUGAUACUCACAUACCCAGACUUGAGUGCUGAUGGCAUGGCUUUCUUCAUUGCCCCUACCAAGAAUUUCUCCGAUGCAAGCGCGGGCAAGUACUUUGGCCUCCUCAACGAAAAGAAUAAUGGCGACCCAAGCAAACACAUCUUCAUGGUCGAGCUCGACAUCUACAAAAAUGCUGAGCUCAAAGACAUCGAUGACAACCAUGUUGGCAUCAACAUCAACAGUGCAAUCUCUGAGAAAUACAGCACAUGUGGCUUCUAUGAAGAUGAUGGUGGUGCCUUUAGGAAUUUUACGCUGAAUGGAAACAAGGGAGCACAACUGUGGGUAGACUACGAUGAGGGUACUACGCAGAUCAAUGUGACCUUUGCUCCAAUCAACAUGGGCAAACCAUCAAGGCCACUGCUCUCUGCAACCUAUGAUCUCUCUACUGUACUCUCCAACUCAACUUCGUACAUUGGACUCUCAUCCACAGCUUCUGCCAUCAACUCUCGUCAGUAUGUCAUGGGUUGGAGCUUUGGCAUGAAUAAAUCAGCUCCAACCCUUGACGUCUCCAAGCUUCCCAAGUUGCCUUUUCAUGGUCGCAAGGCCCAUUCCAAGCUCUUGGAAAUCGUUCUACCGAUAGCCACUGCAACAUUGAUCCUCUCUCUAUGCACUCUUGUCAUUCUGGUUGUGCGAAGGCGGAUGAAGUAUGCUGAGGUGCGUGAGGAUUGGGAGGCCGAGUUUGGUCCACACCGCUUUUCAUACAAGGAUUUGUUCCACGCUACGGGGGGAUUUAAGAACAAACACCUGCUUGGAGAAGGAGGAUUCGGGAAAGUUUAUAAAGGAGUGCUGCCAUCGUCUAAUGUAGAGGUUGCUGUGAAGAGGAUGUCCCAUGAGUCAAGACAGGGGAUGAAGGAGUUUGUCACUGAGAUUGUUAGCAUCGGUCGACUCCGCCAUCGCAACCUGGUGCCGCUACUUGGCUAUUGCAGGAGAAAAGGUGAACUCUUUUUGGUCUACAGUUACAUGCCCAACGGUAGCCUUGAUAAAUAUCUACACUGUGAAGAGCACAAGGCUAUCUUGAAUUGGGCUCAGAGGUUUCGAGUCAUCAAAGGCAUCGCUACUGGCUUGCUCUAUCUCCAUGAGAAGUGGGAGAAGAUAGUGAUCCAUAGAGACAUCAAGGCUAGUAAUGUACUCCUAGAUGGCGAAAUGAAUGGUCGCCUUGGUGACUUUGGUCUUGCAAGGUUGUACGAUCAUGGCACCGACCCACAAACAACACACAUGGUUGGUACGAAGGGGUACCUAGCACCCGAGCUACUGCGCACAGGGAAGGCAUCCCCUCAUACAGAUGUUUUCGCCUUCGGCAUGUUCCUUCUCGAGGUUUCAUGUGGGCAAAUGCCUGUCAAGAAAAAUGCAGAGGGACAUGAAUUUUUCUUGGUCGAUUGGGUGCUUGAGCACUGGAACAAUGGUUUGCUUACGAGGACACUGGAUUCUAGGCUUCAGGGUGACUACAACAUCGACGAGGCGAAUCUCGUGUUGAAGCUAGGGCUCUUGUGCUCGCACCCGCUUCCUAGUUCGAGGCCUAGGAUGCGAGAAGUUAUGCAGUACCUCGACGGAGACACGCCGCUACCUGAGCUGAGGCCGACGCAACUGAGCAUGAACAUGGUUGCCAUGAUGAAAACCAAUGUAUUGGACUCAUCCGUCGUGCCAUAUCCACAAAUAUUGACAAGCUUCGGCACAAUAUCUGGCCUCUCAGGAGGAAGAUGAUUAUCUGCAGUGUUUUUCUGUGUGUUGCUUACUUCCAAUGUUUAGUACGUGGUGUGUAAAUUGUAUGUCGUCGAAAUAUUCAUAUGAGUAUGAUCAGUCUUAUACAAGUCUGUAAGCCUCCUUAUUUUAGGUGUUCACAAGUUGUAUGUACCCGGUGGCUUUAUGCCUGUUUACCUUUUGAA